Brassica oleracea var. oleracea is the source of this 468-nucleotide messenger RNA. Its product is annotated as 60S ribosomal protein L23a-2-like. NCBI's taxonomy places the organism in Eukaryota, Viridiplantae, Streptophyta, Magnoliopsida, Brassicales, Brassicaceae. The transcript is spliced from 3 exons. Gene Ontology annotation, cellular component: ribosome; cytosolic large ribosomal subunit. Gene Ontology annotation, molecular function: structural constituent of ribosome; rRNA binding. The record is from RefSeq and is a predicted model, not a curated record. Gene Ontology annotation, biological process: translation; ribosomal large subunit assembly. The coding region runs from base 1 to 468 and encodes 155 amino acids.
AUGUCGCCAGCUAAAGUUGAUGUCACUAAGAAGAAGGAUGACCCAAAGGCUAAGGCUUUGAAAGCUGCGAAAGCUGUGAAGUCAGGCCAAACCAUUAAGAAGAAGGCGAAGAAGAUCAGGACAAAGGUGACAUUCCACAGGCCAAAGACAUUGACGAAGGCUAGAGACCCAAAGUACCCACGCAUCAGUGCAACUCCAAGGAACAAGUUGGACCAUUACGGAAUCCUCAAGUACCCACUCACCACCGAGUCCGCAAUGAAGAAGAUUGAAGACAACAACACCUUGGUAUUCAUUGUUGACAUCCAUGCAGACAAGAAGAAGAUCAAAAAUGAUGUCAAGAAGAUGCAUGACAUUCAGACCAAGAAAGUCAACACUCUCAUUAGGCCUGAUGGAACAAAGAAGGCCUACGUGAGAUUGACUCCUGAUUAUGAUGCUUUGGAUGUGGCUAACAAAAUCGGGAUCAUCUAA